Aureobasidium melanogenum CBS 110374 is the source of this 735-nucleotide messenger RNA. RefSeq lists its product as uncharacterized. The record is from RefSeq and is a predicted model, not a curated record. NCBI's taxonomy places the organism in Eukaryota, Fungi, Ascomycota, Dothideomycetes, Dothideales, Saccotheciaceae. The transcript has a single exon. The coding region runs from base 1 to 735 and encodes 244 amino acids.
AUGAAGACAGCAUCCAUUGGCGCAGCAGCUGCUGCCAUGCUCAUCACCAUGGCUGAGGCUCAAGCUUUCACACUCAAGAUUCGUUCUUCUUCGGAUGAUCUCAACAACGUCCCACUUAUUGCCUGGAAUGGUAUGCUCAUCGCACAACGCCCAGGAAACAGUACUACGGCAACUUGCCCUCCCUGGGACAGCAAUUGUCCCGGGAAAUCCACCACCAUUUUCUCAGGACCUACUCUCGACGAUGCUCCAACUCAGAUGUGGAUGGGCAUCCUCCAGGAGCACGGCCAGCGUGUCUACACACACGCACCUCCCAAGGGACUUUUCGAUGCCGAAGGCUAUGGCGACCUGAUUAGCUACACAGCAGCAGGCAAUAAUGAAAAAGCCAACGUUCCCUUGGUCGACGCAUAUGGCGAUCUCUGGAACAUUGUCCCCCUCGAAAAUGAUGGUCUCCUUGGCGCUAAGAGAGGCGAGCAUGUCCUCGCUUUCGGACCAAACAACUACACUGUCUUCGAUAUCUGCCAGGCGUACCGUAAUGCCUUGGGUGAAGGAACUUGGAUCUUCUCAAGGGUGUCGAAAUAUUGCGAACCUAUCCUCGUUGUCGCCGAGGAGACGGAUGUGGCCGCUCCCCAGUUUUACAACUGUGAUGGCUGCGAGUUAAGGGGAAAUUUUGCUAAGGAUGGCGUUGCUUGCUACCCUCCAUUCUGCGGCAGCAACAAUAGAUUCUUGUGGCUUUGA